This is a messenger RNA of Erigeron canadensis, 998 nucleotides long. Its product is annotated as protein disulfide-isomerase SCO2. The transcript is spliced from 3 exons. The coding region runs from base 178 to 753 and encodes 191 amino acids. The record is from RefSeq and is a predicted model, not a curated record. Lineage: Eukaryota; Viridiplantae; Streptophyta; Magnoliopsida; Asterales; Asteraceae.
AUUAAGUAUUAUAUUUAUUUAUUAUUACAAACUCCACAUUUCCUGCCAAAUUUUCGGAUUCCCCACAAUUUUUUACCCGCUUCAUUUCGCUAUCCGGAUCCACCAUCGCCGUUCAUAUCCGCCGUCGUAACCUUCCGCCACACACACACACUUUACAAUCCAAUCCAAUUGAAUUGAAUGUUUUCUAUAAACCCUAAUUCUAUCUUCACCAAACCCUUAUCCACACCAUACCUACCACUUCCGGCCACCGUCCUCCGCCUCCGUGCUACCUCCGACAACCUUAUCUUUCCAACCAAUCUAUCCGCCGUAGCCAAUUCCUCUUCCGCUUCCGGAAACGACUUCGCCGUUGACAAAAACCGUAACCGGAAUUUAGGUAAUGAGUAUAAUAACGGAAAUGUUAAGGUAAAUGCAAAAGAGAGAUGGUCACGUGACAGAGAGAGUUACUUGACUGACGAUGACGAUGCUUUGCCGUUACCUAUGACGUAUCCGGAUACUUGCCCGGUUUCGCCCGAUGUUAUCGAUAAACGGUUACGUUGCGAUCCUUUGAUUGAGGAUUGUAAGCCAAUAGUUUAUGAAUGGACUGGAAAAUGCCGUAGUUGCCAGGGAUCAGGAUUCGUCAGUUAUUAUAACAAAAGGGGAAAAGAAGUUGCCUGCAAAUGCAUACCAUGCCAGGGAAUAGGUUAUGUCCAGAAGAUUACAGCACGCACAGACAUGAAUCUUAUGGAGGAUCUGGAUAAUGGAAAACCACCUUGACUCAAAGCUUGCAUCCUAUUGUGUUUGGGUUUUGGUGAGCUUACUGUUUCUUCAUUAAUCCACGGCUUAUUGUUCUAAUUUUCGAGCAACCAUAUAUUUUGUUAAACUUGAACAAGAAAAGACUGGUGAUUUCAGAUCGUAGAAAACCCAGUUACAGAAAAUGUUGGGAUAGAAUCAGGACAUGUAUUUAUUUUAACAUUAUGAAAAAAAUAAAGGUUAAUAUAUAGAUUUUUGAUCGUUCUUUA